CGGGCGUGCGCGCGCAUGCCGGGUGGCGGGAAAGCCUCUAAGUGCGAGUUAAGCUGUGGGUUGGCGGCGCCAGACCAUGGGCUCGGAGCGCGCGGGCCUCGCUCGCUCGCGGACGCUGUUCCUGCAGGACGACGGCAGCCCCAUGCGCUUCUACGUGCGGCCCGGGCCCGCCAAGCUGCAGCUCGCGCCGCUGAUCCUGGCGGGCGGCGGGCGCCUUUGCCGCGUGCAGGAGCCGGGCGCGGUGCUGCUGGCCCAGCCCGACGAGCGGGGCGCCACGGGCAACGUCGUCUCCACCGAGUACGUGCGGCGCUGUGUGGAGAGGAACGAGCGGCUGCCGCUGGAGCAGUACCGGCUGGCGGCGGAGCAGGCCCCGGGCCCCGCCGGCGCCUCGGCCGGCCGCUCUGCCUUCACGGGCUCCGAGGACGAGGCCAUCCUGCUGCACGUGCGGGACCGGGCGCAGGGCAGCGUCACCGGCACCGUGCUCUGGAAGGAGAUGGAGCGGACCCGCCUGACGCCGCACACCUGGCAGGCCAUGCGGGACCGCUAUCUGCGGCACUUGCGGGGCCAGGAGCACAAGUACCUGCUGGGCGGGCCCGGCCCCGCGCCGCCCCGCAGCCUCGCCAGGAGCGCCCGGCAGCCGGCGGAUAGCGAGUUCUGGAGGAAGGAAGUAGCUGAUGUACCCCAAGGAGUGGUUCAAGACCAAUUAACAAAAGAAAGUAGCCUUUUCCAGCUGGCUAACAAAGAAUUUGAAGGCAGUGAGCUAUCAUGUUCAACACAUCAGUAUACUUUAGAAGGAUUCAUAGGGGAGGAGGGGAGGACAGCACUGCUCUGGACUCCUAAUUUAGCAGUUUUGUUUGAGUUAGAGUGGAAUGUCACUCACUCUAACUUCUGUUCCUAGUCAGAAAAUGAGACCUCUGACCUUCAGGAAGAAAAUCUUGCAAAAGAUGAAGAGCUGAAGUCCCCUGAAAAAACAGUCUCCAGUCAGAAAAUGGAACUGAAAGAACUGGUAACUGCUGAGGACUCUGCUAUAAAUGAAACUCAGCCUCAAGAGGAGGAAAAGCCCAUAAGGUCUUGCCCUUCCCCCACAGAGGUGGCAGAUGCAGUGAAGACAGUACAGCACUUCAUGGAGGAAUUCAGCAUGGACCUCUCAACUGUUACGCAAGCCUUUCUGAAAAACAGUGGUGAAGUGGAGGCCACUUCCUACUUCUUACAUAACAGUCAGCGCUUGGAUGGAUACCCUAUAUGGAGCAGACAGGAUGAUUUAGAUUUGCAGAAAGAAGAUGAAAAUGUCAAAAGCAAAUUAAUAGCAAAAUUUGGAGCUCAGAAUGUGGUAAAGCGAGUUGCGUUCAGGAAGAGUUAGAUAGUAACUUGUGAAGGAUGGUUCAUGGACUGGGACCCUCACAGGAGUGCAGGAAAUGAAACUUGCAUCUCUGACCUUCAUGGAAGAAAGGGUGAGGAUUUGUAGAUGGUCUGAAGUUUCUAGGAUAGCCACUUGCAAUCUCAUUUCAUACAGAAAAAUCUCAUUAAAUUAAAAAGACCUCUUUGCCAAACAGUUUGUCCUUUCCAUCAUUUUCUGUAAACUGUUUUCCCUUGAGUUUCCAUGUUUAUGCAAGGCCUUGUUUUAUAUUUGAUUUGUUUUGUACAUGCUGAGUACCCCGGUGAUAAAUCUAAAAGUAAGAUAUUGGAUGAAGAUGAGAGCUCCUUAAUCUCUUCAGAGCCAAGUGGCUGAGCAGUGGAAACCUGCUUUUUACUAUACACGGAGGGGAGAGGAAGGAAGAGUCUGUACAUUGGUGCGUUGGGAUGAUACAUGAACAUGCAUUUCAACAUACUUUAAUUUGCAUUAAUGUGGGAAGGUGUGCCUCAUUAUACAAAUAAAAACAGCAUCAUUCUCUU
Messenger RNA from Gopherus evgoodei (Goodes thornscrub tortoise), 1893 nucleotides. RefSeq names its product TERF2 interacting protein (gene TERF2IP). Gene Ontology annotation, molecular function: telomeric repeat DNA binding. Lineage: Eukaryota; Metazoa; Chordata; Testudines; Testudinidae. The transcript has 3 exons. Gene Ontology annotation, biological process: telomere maintenance via telomere lengthening; regulation of DNA-templated transcription. The record is from RefSeq and is a predicted model, not a curated record. Gene Ontology annotation, cellular component: shelterin complex.